ACGAUCCCAAUGACGCCAGGCAAUGCGCAUGCGCGAAACUGAUCCGUUCACAUCCGGCUCUCCCGAGAGGAAGAUGGCGGCGGCUGCAGGAUCCCCUUUUACAGAGUGAGAGACGAGUCAUUGACCAUCCCUGGAGUGACGCUCUCCGCAGUUAUGUCUGGUGCCGGCAGUAAGAGAGCCUCAGGGGACGGGACAUCUGGUCCGCCAGAGAAGAAACCCAACCAUGAGGAAAAGACCCCGACUACGCUGAUCGAGCCCAUCCGCCUGGGGGGCAUCUCCUCUACGGAGGAAAUGGAUAUGAAGGUCUUACAGUUUAAGAACAAGAAGCUGGCGGAGCGCUUGGAGCAGCGACAAGGAUUUGAAGAUGAGCUUAGAGAAAAGAUAGAGAAAUUAGAGAAACGGCAGGCCACAGACGAUGCUACCCUUCUCAUCGUUAAUCGCUACUGGAGUCGGCUGGAUGAGAAUGUGCAGGUGCUGUUGAAGCGUUAUGAUCAGGAGGCAGGUUUCCAGAGCUGUGUACCUGAUGGCCCUCCAGAAGCGAAGGAGAGUUCCGUGGAGUCAGAGGCUGGAGUGAAGGGGCUGCCACCCUCAGAGGGGUCCGAUGUGAAAGACUCCCCUGAGCCUCCCUUGGCUCCACCCCCUGCUGUUUCCAGCGUUCUCCCAGAAUCCUCGCUGAACUUCUUGGCCACGUUGGCAUGCAGUACCACGGAGGAGAUCGAGCUGCAGCUGCAGGAGCGCAUGGAAUUUAGUAAGCGAGCCGUGUCCUGUGUGGUGGAAACCUCCAAUAAGCUUCACCGCAGAAUGCAGGAACUGUGCGAGCGCAUCCAGAGUGCCGACUUUGACCAGUUGGACGAAACACUUCGGUCUCUGAAUAAAGACCUGAUCAGUGAGAACAACAGGCUCCAGGACUUGUCUACUGUGCUACAGGAGAAACACCAUCGCAUCUCCUUACAGCACCACGAGCUGCAAGACAGAGUCAUCUCCUCUGAGACCAAGGUGUCGGAGAUGGAGCGCAGCAUUGAGGAUCUGCAGUGGGACAUCGAGAAACUGCGCAAACACGAGCAGAAGCUGAAUCGCCACCUGGCGGAGGCCUUGGAGCAGCUGAAUUCAGGAUAUCACAUUUCCGGAAGUUCUGGAAGUUUCCAGGGAGGACAGACCACGCUGACUGUGCAGAAGUUUGAGAUGCUGAAUGCGGAGCUGGAGCAGAACCAAGAACUGGCCAAUAACCGCAUGUGUGAGCUGGAGAAGCUGCAGAACGAGCUGCAGGCCGCUGUGCGGCUCAAGGAGAAAUUAAAGCUGGACCUGAGAACUCUCCCCGAGGAGGCCGUCAGAGGCACACAGGACUUCCGCUGCCUACAGUCUCAGUUUUCUCUCCUGUACAACGAGUCUCUACAGGUGAAAACGCAACUGGACGAGGCUCGGGCUCUUCUCCUCAACACCAAGAACAGUCACCUGAGGCAGAUUGAGCGCAUGGAGAGUGAGGAGUUGUCUGUCCAGAAGAAACUGCGGACCGAGGUGAUUCAGCUGGAGGAUACUCUGGCCCAGGUCCGCAAGGAGUAUGAGAUGCUGAGGAUCGAGUUUGAACAGAAUCUGGCUGCCAAUGAACAAGCCGGUCCUAUUAAUCGUGAGAUGCGUCAUUUAAUUGGGAGUCUUCAAAACCACAACCACCAGCUGAAGGGAGAUGUUCAGCGAUAUAAGCGCAAGGUUCGAGAUGCUCAAGGAGAGGUGAGCAAGAUGCGUCUACAGGUGGGUGCUCCCCCGUGCCCAGCCCCAAGCCUUUCCAGUGCCGAAAUGAUGACCACCACAGUAGUGAAAGAAGAAGAGGCAGAUGUGAAGAAAGAACAGCCUGGAGUUGUGAUGCGUGACCCAGAAACCCCUACUACUCCUGAAGUAAAGAAGGAGGAAGAGGAACAGAGAAAAGAGCCAGAGCGCAGUAAAACGCGAGAGCGAGAAAUGGACAGGGAGCGAGAAAAGGAGCGUGACAGAGAAAAGGAUCGAGAUCGUGACCGGGACAAGCAGAAGACAGAUGACAGUAAAAGGAAGGACUCCGAUAUCUUGAAACAGCUGAGAGUAGAACUCAAGAAGGCGCAGGAAAGUCAGAAGGAGAUGAAACUGCUGCUGGACAUGUACAAAUCUGCCCCAAAGGAGCAAAGAGACAAAGUACAGCUAAUGGCGGCCGAGAGGAAGACCAAAGCCGAGGUGGAGGAGCUGCGGUUACGAGUGCAGGCUCUAGAAGAGAAAGACAGAAGGGAGAGGAAGAAACUGGCUGAUGAGGAAGCGCUACGGAAAAUAAAACUUGCAGAGGAACAAAUUGACCAUUUACAAAGGAAGCUAAGCGCUACCAAACAGGAGGAGGAGGCGCUGCUGUCGGAGAUGGAUGUGACUGGACAGGCGUUUGAGGAUAUGCAGGAACAGAACAUUCGCUUGAUGCAACAACUACGAGAAAAAGACGACGCAAAUUUCAAGCUGAUGUCUGAGCGGAUAAAAUCCAACCAGAUCCACAAGCUGCUGCGAGAGGAGAAGGAAGAGCUGGCGGACCAGGUGCAGGGGCUGAAGACGCAGGUGGACGCUCAGCUCUUACAGGUGCAGAAGCUGGAGGAGCGGGAGCGGCUGCUGCACACCUCGCUGGCUGCCAUAGAGAAGGAGCUGACGCUGCGGACGCAGGCGCUAGAGAUACAGAAGAGGAAGGCCGUUGAAGCAGCGCAGCUCUCAGAAGACCUGAAGGUCCAGCUUGAGCACAUUGUCAGCACUCUGCGAGACACUCAGAGCUUUGUGUGUGAUAACCGUACAGCUAAGGAAAAAGAGUCAUUCAGCCUAAAGCGAGCACAGGAGGAGAUCUCACGCUUGCGGAGAAAACUAGAAAAACAGAAGAAAAUGGAAGUUUAUGCAGACGCUGACCAAAUCUUACAGGAAGAGAUUAAAGAGUAUCGGGCCCGCCUCACCUGUCCGUGCUGCAAUACCCGGAAGAAGGACGCCGUUCUCACCAAGUGUUUUCACGUCUUCUGCUUCGAGUGUGUGAAAACCCGAUAUGACUCCAGGCAACGUAAAUGCCCCAAGUGCAAUGCCGCCUUCGGAGCACACGACUUCCAUAGGAUCUAUAUCAACUAGUGGCUGGGACCACAACAUGGACAGGACUGGAGACCCUCAGGGUCUGGACCACAGUAGCCGUGUGAUGGGGGAGGGGGGUGUCUGUUCAGAGUGGACAAUAAAGAGACCAACAGGAUCAACAUGUCUGAUCCACA
Molecule: messenger RNA, 3242 nt
Organism: Pseudophryne corroboree (corroboree frog)
Lineage: Eukaryota; Metazoa; Chordata; Amphibia; Anura; Myobatrachidae
Gene: RNF40
Product: ring finger protein 40
Exons: 20
Coding region: 154-3108 (984 amino acids)
Cellular component (GO): HULC complex; nucleus
Molecular function (GO): ubiquitin protein ligase activity; metal ion binding
Source: RefSeq, a predicted model, not a curated record